CUAUCCUUUCUGAAUUUAGCACGUUGAACUUUAAUAUCUGCCAGUCCACGUCUUACUUACUUUAGCUCCAGUUAUCGUAUUUUAAAACUCUGUUAUGUUUUAUUAUUAUUCCAAUUUCACAAUCUGGAUUUCAAUUCCAACACAGGUUUAAUAUAUUUUCCUUUCAUACAGAUGUAUGGAAAAUUCAAUCUGUAAUCAACCAUGCAAUAAAACUUUCUUUUUUAUCUAAUUUAUGUCAAUGUAUAACUUAUGAAUGUACAGAUGUCUGAAUGUAGAAGCAGAAGAUACAAUACUUAUUAACAAAUCGUGAACUGGAAUGAUCAAAGAUCGAAUUACAGGUUAAAGAACAGAAAUAACAACAAUUCAAUGUGGAGCAACAUAGGCUAUUCAGUCAAAUAUUUCGAAACAGUCAAUAUUACUCGGAGAUGGUGACCGUCAUGAAUAACCAAGGCAUGAUGAUGGGGCCUAUGAAAGGUCAUCUGGCACCCAAUAGUAGCCCAUUCAAACCAACGAUCAACAAGUUAUCAUCUCAGUAUAUGAUCCAAGACCAUAUGUCAAGUCAUUACAUAAAAUUGGGAACUGCAAAAUCUGCUAUUGACAACAAACCACCUAAAUCUAUGACUACAAGUGUGAAGAAACGAGAUCAGAUGAGAAGAGGAAGCAAUGGAUAUUUGUGCAAGUUAGAUACAGAAAUCCUUAGUCUCUUAUAUCAACAAGUCAUAUACAAUAUGCGAGACUCCGAUGCGUACGGAUCACCUCGUUUACUUUCAGUAACUGUGACUAAAACAGGAUACGAUGAAAUGCGACCACGUUCAUCAUCCUCAUUUCAUUCUCAACAUCGAUCAAAAUCUGGUUACAGUCCUCGUUCAUCAACAACUUCUAAUCCAAAUUCUCCUCGAAAUAAGUCACAAAAAUCGGACAUUUUAAAUCAAACAUAUAGCGGAGAUUACUUGGACAGACACGAAGAACGUUUCAAAAACACAGACACUCCUUUUACACCACGUUUAAAAAAACGAUCAGGGAAAUCAUAUCUAUCAAAUUCAAAGCAUUAUGCUCCACCUCUUGUCAUAAAGAAAGAGAAUAAAAGGAAAAUUGCAACCAAGUCACAUGAAUCAAAAGAAGAUAAUGUCUCCCCAGUAGCAUCUUAUUCAGAUUUGAGAUCAGCUCAGGAUAAGACACCCAACAGAAUCAGUUGUGAAAGCUUUUGCUUGAGUUGGAAUGUGAGUUCAGAUGUUGAGGAAAAUAUGAGCAAAGGACAAAAACCUAGGUGUAUUGUCAAGGCAGGUCGAUGUUUGCUUCCAAAGCAAGAAAAUCAGGAGCUCCUCGCCCGAAACCAUUUGCGAUAUUUGCGCAAAAUUUUUACAAGAAAAUCGCAGCUUGUUAUGUAUUUGGGUCUGGUGGAUAUGCAUAUUUUAGAUAAAAGUGUCCCACCUGGUUUGCGGAUUGAUGUAAAACCACCUGGCUACAAGAACAUCAUAAAUGAGAGAGAUAUGGGUGAAUGGUUUACUACUCUUCAGCAGUGCUCUGCAAGCCUACUCACUCUUCUGCGAAAAAUGUACAUCAAAGAUAUUGAAAAAUGUGAGUCGAUCAUCAAAUACUCAGUAACACAACUCACGACAAUAAUCACCUCUCUUCGUGGAGUAGAAAGAAAAGUUGUGAGAAACGAUGUUCUUGGACUUUUGGAUAAGAUUAGUCAAGAAUGCAACAAAGAUUUAGUUUCAAAAUUUGAUGUCGCAGAGGAACGUAUUAUAUUCGAUAAAGCAAUGAAAGAGGACAGAAAUAAAAUAUUAGAAACUUUUUUGAAUCAUGACAGAAAAGUUAAUUUUGCUGUUAGAAAUAAUAACUUAGAAGAACUGGGAGAAAGUAGAACAAAAAGUGGGCAACUGCAGUCGACCUGUGAUAUGGAUGUUGAAAAUAAUGCUCAUGAAGGGGAACACGAAAGAAGAUGGAUUGAAGAACAGACUGAUCUUAUGCAAAGACUUACUCUUGAUGAAUCAAAACGUACUUAUGAUAAUAUAUAUCCCAGUCAAGCCAGUACAACGAAUGACUAUGGUUUUCGGCAAACUGGAACGGGAAGCACGAAUUUUCUUGGAACAUCCAGUUUAGGAAGAAGUUUUAUAAGAUCUGAUACGUUUGCAAAGAAUGAAACAAAGAAUCGAAUUCAAGCUGAAGAAGAAGAAAUGAAAUAUUUGGAAUUUAUCAACGGAGUGACGAAUGAUAUACUGACAAGAGGAAUUUAUUCAGACAGGGUAUUGACGCAAGUCAUGCAGAGGCACCUUGACCAAAAUCGUAGCAGAUUAAAUGAAUCAAGAAUGAGACAUAUGUUGAUGAAAUUACAAGAAGAUUUAGGAGUUUCCGCUGAUAUAUCAUCUCGUGGAUUUCGCAGCACAUCAGCAUACUCUUCGGGUUAUGAAGGGUCAUCUUACAAUCGUUCCCCUAGUCCCGAAUCCAAAGCAAACCAAGGAAGUUUGAGAAGUGCUUCUUGGAAAAGUGAUGCGUCAUCUCGUUCUGGUAGGCUGAGUUUCUCUGAGACAAAACAAUCUUCAAAGCCACCUGUCAGUGCAUCGUCAGGAUCACCAUCUAUCCGCAGUAGCGUUAAACGACAGAAAGGAAUUUUGAAAACACCAGGAACGUCAUCUGGAUCUGAUUUGGAAGCAAAAUCGACGGCUUUUUCAUCUGGUGACGAGGAUGAUAAAAGAGUGAAGAAGAAGGUCAGUGUCGAGCGUCUUCCGAGUACAAGUCUCGAAGAAAAUCCAGACAAACCAAGUGAUAAUCAUGAUAAAUCAAUACACAGUGAUAUUGGGACAAGUGAAGCAUCCCGUCCAGUACCUGCAAAGCGAAGCUCUAUUGUUAGUACCAGCGGUUCACAUAUUGCAGAAUCCGUAUAUUCCGUAGAUGCCGAAAAAAAUAAGAAAAUAGUUACAGAAGACAAUGCUGUCACGAAUGAAAAUGGAUCUGUAGAAAACAUUACAGCAGUGACUCGACAAGAGGACGGUCUGGCAGACAGUGAUCUAGACGAUUUCUAAUAAUUACCUCUAUAUUAUAAUCAUGCACCAAGGUUACAGUGUACUUAGUCACUGUAUGCUUGCUUUCCUAUAUGUAUAUACAACAUAGAGUUGUCCUUUUGUGUUUUUUUAUUUGUUUUAGUAAACUUUUGUAGUUUUGUCUUGAAGUCCCCAAAUUUCUGCAAUGUCUAAUUAUUUCUAAAAUUAUUA
This is a messenger RNA of Styela clava, 3215 nucleotides long. NCBI's taxonomy places the organism in Eukaryota, Metazoa, Chordata, Ascidiacea, Stolidobranchia, Styelidae. The record is from RefSeq and is a predicted model, not a curated record.